AUGUCCCUUCCGCAACGUUUGCCGAUCGCUGCCGCGCUAGAGAAAGAGAAGGGUUCCCCAUUGGUGUUCCCGUCGAUGCCCUUUUGCCUUCCACCGCCCACCACCGCCGCAUCGGUGUUCCCGAAUCCAUUGAUCUUCCCUCAGAAUUUUCAACAAAUCUAUGCAAGUCUUAUGCAACAACAAUUCCUGAACUCACUGGCCGCCUCACAACAACAAUCCAGUCCAGCGAUUCGAUCAUCUGAUCCAUCUCCAUCGCUCUCUGAUCGAGCAUCGAGCGGCACUCAGACUCCGUCGAUCAAAAGUAAGUCAAGUUUAGAG
Molecule: messenger RNA, 318 nt
Organism: Mesorhabditis belari
Lineage: Eukaryota; Metazoa; Nematoda; Chromadorea; Rhabditida; Rhabditidae
Source: the annotation of a GenBank genome assembly